This is a messenger RNA of Entamoeba histolytica HM-1:IMSS, 273 nucleotides long. RefSeq lists its product as uncharacterized. The record is from RefSeq and is a predicted model, not a curated record. The transcript has a single exon. Lineage: Eukaryota; Evosea; Mastigamoebida; Endamoebidae. The coding region runs from base 1 to 273 and encodes 90 amino acids.
AUGGAAAAGGUCAAAACAAAAAAGUUAUGUUUUAAAGACAAAGAUAAAAAACCCAAGAAGCGAGAGAACAAAGAAGAUAAAGCUGAAGAAACAAAAGCACAAAUGGAACAAAAGAUGGUGUUACAAAAAAGAAGACUUGAAGAAACAAAGAAAGGAGAAAAAGGUUAUCAAGAAAAGAGAAAAGAAUUGAACGAACGAUUGUCUAAACAGACUGAUAUUAAUGACUUAUUUAGAACAAAUUGCUCAUGGAUUGAAAGGGUUGAACAUUUAUGA